Messenger RNA from Porites evermanni, 1413 nucleotides. NCBI's taxonomy places the organism in Eukaryota, Metazoa, Cnidaria, Anthozoa, Scleractinia, Poritidae. The record is from the annotation of a GenBank genome assembly.
AUGGAACCAAGAUCUAGAGAAACUACUCCUACUAAAGAGGAUUUGGAUUUUAUAGUUGAUGAUGGUUAUAAACAUGACGAGGAUCCAGAUUAUGUUCCAGAUAAAAAAUAUCUUGUUAGUGGAAAUGAUUUCAAAAAACUAACCAGGAAUGCUAAAAAACUUGGUGCUGAAUCGCUUGAUUAUUCAACACGAAAAAAUAACAAAUAUAUGGCAACUCUUCAAAGUGGAAAGAAAGUUCAUUUUGGUUCGCCUAAAUAUCCAGAUUAUCUUAUUCACAAAGACAAAGAAAAAAGAGAUAAGUAUCUUGCUAGAGCGACAAAGAUUAAAAAUAAACAAGGAGAGUUAACUUAUAAUAAUCCAGAAUCAGCUAACUAUUGGUCAACACGUCUUCUCUGGCCAAAAAAAGUUAUUUAAAGAUUAUAUAAAAAUAAUAUAAAAUGAGUUCAUCCAAUGACUUAGAUUUAGAUGGUAAAAAAGUUUUUGUUAAUUUAGAUAGAGAUAGUAUUUAUAAACAAGUACUUUUAAAAGUUAUAGAAGAAGGAUUUAAACAAAUAACAUUAAGAUUGGAAAGUAUUUCAUUAAAGUUAUCUUUUUUAGAAAAUAAAAUUGAAAAUAAAUUUAGGCUUUAAGAUUAAAUUAUUAUAAUAAAAAAUGCAGUUAUCAGCUUACGAAAAUCUUACGCCAGAGAAUAUUAUUUUUAAUGAUCCUAAAGAGUACAAAGUAAAAGAUAGCAAAAUCAAAUACAAACGUAUACCAAUUGAAGUCAAAUAUCCAAAUAACAAAAAAGGCCCACUAGUAAUCGAAACUCCAGUUCUUUUCUCUUUUGGAGUAAGUGAGAAGAAAAACCAAGAAACAAACAAGUUAGUAGGCUACUCCAUACCAGUAUGUCUUUGGGCUAAAGGUAGUGAGCCGAGUACUAAAGAGCGUGCAUUUUUUGAUGUUAUUAAUAAUAUAACAACUGCCUCUCAACAAUAUUUGGAGAAUGAAUACGGUGCAGAUAUGGCAUCAACUUUAUCUUCACCAUUUUAUUUUAAACAGGAAGAAUAUACAGAUAAGAAAGGAAAGAAGAAAACAAGAGUAGAUCCAUCAUCUUCGCCAGUUCUUUACGCAAAACUGAUUUACUCUGAGAAAUCUAAGAAAAUUCUUUCGCUAUUUAAAACAAAAGGAAAGAAAGAUUUAAAUCCUUUCAAAUAUAUCAAUCAGUAUGGUAAUGUUAAAAUGGCACUGAUAAUCGAAGGAAUCUUUAUAAGUAAAACUGUUACAUCUUUACAAAUAAAAGUACAUGAGUGCUAUGUCAAACCAUUAAAACCUAGAGAAUCUUUACUAACAAUUGAAGAGGAAGAUGAAGAUGAAGAGGAUAGUGAGCAAGUAGUUGAAGACUUACUUUCAUCUGAUAAAGAAGAAAAUGAGUAA